AUGAAGGGUAAAGUUAAUUCGGACGCAGAUUCUCGCCCUCAGAGUUGCUCGAACAGUUAUGAAGAGCACACAAACAGUCAUUUCGUCGUAGUGAAGCUUGAAGAUGAAGAUCCAGAGAUGGACCUCAGUAUUUUUGCUCCUGUUGAGUCCUCCGAUUGUGAGGAAGAUGAAGACGAUGGUUCAGACUCAUCCGAAGACUCCACCUGGAGAAGAAACAUUCAGGAGCGAGACGAUCAGGAUUCAGAGUCUCGUCCAAAACAAUCCCCCAGGAAGAGUUUGAAAGCACAGAAUAAGAGCCGACAGACAUUUCUGGCUGAGCAGAGACUAAAGCUGGAGACAAAUCUGAACAGUGCUGCUGAUAGGGACAUAAACGUGGGCGUCCCUUCAGAAGAGCACACAUUUGGCCGAGCUGCACCUCCAUCUGAUUCAGCCAGAGGUCCAGUGGAGAUUUCAGGGCUGGACACCGCAAUCAGUCCUUUAGCUGCGAUGGAGCCUCCUGUAUUUCCAAAUGCUCCAGUACAGAGCACAUCUGUUGUCGGGGAGGAUCAGCAGAAUUUACUACUCGAGGUCCUGAACCACUGUCGGUUCCUGCAUGCAGCGGUGCAGAGGCUUGAACAGAAGAUUGACAGACAGAUGCCCAAUGAGCCAUCCUCAGCAAGGGGUACAGCAAGGCGGAAGAAAACGCCAAAGAGACCGGCGUCUGCAGCGGCUGAAGAAGAGCAUCUGUCCUGGGAUUUAGAGCAGCGUCUUGGCCCAGCAGUGCACAAAAACUCCCGCUGGGACCCUCCCUGGAGACGGGCAGCAGACGGUGGAGACCUCCAACAGGCAGAAAACAGCAGCGGGAGAACGGGACGCGGCAGAGGCCGGGGCAGAGGACGCGGCCGGCGGGGACGAGGCGGCACCAGAACACACCAACACACUCCUGAAAACACUGCACUCAUAACAAAACCAGAUCAGACGAGCACUGACCACACAACACCCUCUCAGAUAAUCAAGCAGGACUCUUGGGCUCACACUGAGCUUGAGCGUCCGCAGAAGAGAAAGAAAAGCUCGGCUCAUGUGCACAGAGAGAAAGAGGAAUCUGAUCCAAAGCAGGAAGAGCCCGCAGUUCAAGAUGAGAGCAAAGUUUUCCCCCCCUCAGUGAUGAUUGGGAGCUCUCUGCGUAAGGUGUGGAUCCCGCAGUGUGUGUAUAAGGAGGUGUUUAAGGAGACGGAGCCCCAGAAAGCAGUAGCUGCUGUGCUUUACUCUCUUUUCCCUAUCAGCACACUGUCCUGCAGCGCAGUCACCGGAAACCCUGCUAAGGGCAUCCAGCAGCUCGACCCCAACAAGAUUGAGGCCCUUCGAGAGUUUCUAGCAGAGAUGUUCCCCCAGUUUGACAUCAGUGUGCGUGGCGUGGCAUGGGCGCAGUGUCUUGGGGUGAUCAAUAACAUCACCAAAAACCUCAAGAAAACAGCUGGAAAAACAUGAGAUCCGCCAAAGGAGGUUGGCGACAGAGGAAAUGAGGGUCUGUGUGUGCUUUUAAUCCUGACAGCUUUAGCUAAACGUCUGAACUCAGUCUUGAGAAUUGAAGCGUGAACAACAGUUUUUUACGUUUGUUUAUUGUUCUGUUCUGCUGAUCGCAGCACAAUCAAAAGGAAAAGUUUGGGAUACAUAAUAUAUAUUAACACCUCUUUGUUCUUAAUAAAUCGAUAUAUUAAUUUAGUCAUUUAAACAUCCUGAAUACUGAUGUCUACUGAUGUCUACUGCCUAAUCAUUUUGCCUAAUAAAGACUUUUUUUGCUUUGA
This is a messenger RNA of Danio aesculapii, 1784 nucleotides long. RefSeq lists its product as uncharacterized. NCBI's taxonomy places the organism in Eukaryota, Metazoa, Chordata, Actinopteri, Cypriniformes, Danionidae. The transcript has 10 exons. The coding region runs from base 1 to 1467 and encodes 488 amino acids. The record is from RefSeq and is a predicted model, not a curated record. Gene Ontology annotation, molecular function: DNA binding.